Molecule: messenger RNA, 1570 nt
Organism: Panicum hallii
Lineage: Eukaryota; Viridiplantae; Streptophyta; Magnoliopsida; Poales; Poaceae
Product: protein DJ-1 homolog B
Exons: 8
Coding region: 55-1386 (443 amino acids)
Biological process (GO): protein deglycation, glyoxal removal; guanine deglycation, glyoxal removal
Cellular component (GO): nucleus; cytosol
Molecular function (GO): protein deglycase activity
Source: RefSeq, a predicted model, not a curated record
GAACACCACCGCGAAAGCGAGGAAUAACGAAGCAAGCACGGCACCCCGAAGGAAAUGGCCACGCGGCCCCUCGCCUCCGCGCUCACCCUCUCCAAAACCCCACGCGCCCCCUCCUCCGGCUCCCACCACUCCCCACCUGCCCUCGUCCGCCGCCUCCAAACCCUAACCCGCGCGCUCGCGUCCUCGUCUCCCCAAGCCAUGGCGUCGCCUCCCGCCCCCAAGAAGGUGCUGGUCCCCAUCGCGAACGGGACUGAGCCGAUGGAGGCGGUCAUCACCAUCGACGUGCUCCGGCGCGCCGGGGCCGACGUCGCCGUCGCAUCCGUCGAGCCGGGGUCCGCGACCAUCGCGGCGGCGUGGGGCGUCAAGCUCGCCGCCGACGCGCUCCUCGCUGACAUCGCCGACGCCGAAUUCGACCUCAUCUCUCUCCCCGGAGGGAUGCCUGGGGCUUCCACUUUAAGAGACUGCAAACUUUUGGAGAAUGUGGUUAGAAAACAUGUAGAGAAGGGCAAGCUUUAUGCUGCGAUAUGUGCUGCACCAGCUGUGGCUCUAGGAGCUUGGGGUUUGCUCAAUGGCUUAAAGGCAACAUGUUACCCUUCAUUCAUGGAUAAACUUCCUUCAGAGGUGCAUGCUGUGGAAUCAAGGGUGCAGAUUGAUGGGAAGUGUGUGACCAGCCGUGGGCCAGGAACGGCCAUGGAGUAUUCUGUUGUUUUGGUUGAGCAACUAUAUGGGAAGGAAAAGGCUGAAGAAGUUGCUGGUCCGAUGGUUAUGCGUCCUCAGCAUGGUGUUGAAUUCUCUAUGAAAGAGCUGAAUUCAAUUAGUUGGAAUGUUGGUGAAACACCUAAUAUUCUUGUACCAAUUGCUAAUGGGACAGAGGAGAUGGAGGCAACUAUGAUCAUUGACAUUCUGCGCAGGGCGAAAGCAAAUGUUGUGGUUGCCUCGUUGGAAGACAAGUUGGAGAUUGUUGCAUCCCGGAAAGUUAAGAUGGUUGCUGAUGUGCUGUUGGAUGAUGCUCUUAAGCAGCAAUAUGAUCUCAUUCUGCUACCUGGUGGUCUUGGUGGUGCUGAAGCUUAUGCAAAAUCUGAUACAUUGAUGGGUCUGAUCAAGAAGCAAGCUGAGGCAAACAAAUUGUAUGGCGCUAUAUGUGCCUCUCCUGCGAUUGCACUUGAACCACAUGGCCUCCUAAAGGGAAAGAAGGCUACAUCGUAUCCUGCUAUGUGGAACAAACUUGCAGACCAAAGCGAGUGCAAGAACAGAGUUCUUGUCGACAGCAACCUGAUCACAAGCCAAGGUCCAGGCACUUCAAUGGAAUUCUCGCUUGCCAUUGUGGAGAAACUCUUUGGCCGCGAGAGGGCCCUUGAGCUUGCCAAAACCAUGGUUUUUGUUUGAGUUCAGUUACUUCAGUUGGUAUGUAUUAGGUUCCUGGAGUACGAACUUUUUGUGAAUAUGAGGCAUGGUAUGUUUUCCCCUUGUGUUGAAUGUACUUUAGUGCCCUUUUUAGCUACAAUAACGUGACACCUUGUAAUGAGUUUAAUAUGCAAUAAAGUUGAGGCAAACAUACUUUGUAUGAAAA